AUGCUGCGGAUAUUCGAAGAACUUGAUCAUAAUCGUGAUCAACGUAUCUCACGGGAAGAAUUUCAAGUUUAUAAAACUAUUCUGUUAGCUCACGAAAAAUGCUUUCAUCGAGCGACAUUUGAAGAAAAAUUAGACUCAAUUUUCGUUCUUUUUGAUCGGAAUCAAGAUAAUUAUAUUUCUCGACAUGAAAUUCGUGAAACCAUGCAUAAUCUCGGUGAGCAUAUCGACGACGAUCUUCUCGAAGAAAUGAUGCAAACAGCUGACACGAAUCAUGACGGACGAAUAAGUCGUGAUGAAUUCAAACGACUUCUUUUACAACUGCAUGCAAACAAAUAG
Adineta ricciae is the source of this 336-nucleotide messenger RNA. The record is from the annotation of a GenBank genome assembly. NCBI's taxonomy places the organism in Eukaryota, Metazoa, Rotifera, Eurotatoria, Adinetida, Adinetidae.